AUGGCUUCUCAGGCACAACUCUGUCGUAUGACGCCACCGCUGUGUGAGCUCAAACACGCUACUUCUACUUUCCAUUCGUUCGAUCCAGAUGAUGGAUAUAUCUCCAACAGAUCACUGCAAAGAUACAAACCCGACGCACAAUCUGCAGUCGCAUGGGCCGAACGCUCCGAUGGCGUGACUCCGAUCAACGUAUUUAUGCAUGCAAUUCAGAAUAUCGUGGUCGAUGCCUAA
Messenger RNA from Suillus fuscotomentosus, 231 nucleotides. RefSeq lists its product as uncharacterized. The transcript is spliced from 2 exons. The coding region runs from base 1 to 231 and encodes 76 amino acids. The record is from RefSeq and is a predicted model, not a curated record. NCBI's taxonomy places the organism in Eukaryota, Fungi, Basidiomycota, Agaricomycetes, Boletales, Suillaceae.